This is a messenger RNA of Lineus longissimus, 2105 nucleotides long. Its product is annotated as proline-rich protein PRCC-like. Bases 109 to 1956 code for a protein of 615 amino acids. The record is from RefSeq and is a predicted model, not a curated record. The transcript has 7 exons. NCBI's taxonomy places the organism in Eukaryota, Metazoa, Nemertea, Pilidiophora, Heteronemertea, Lineidae. Gene Ontology annotation, cellular component: nucleus.
UCGGCGAACCUGAAAAUUUUGGUUUCAUGUCUUUGAGUUACAAAAACCCAACUUUUCUUCUCUACAGUAUUACUAAUCUCGAAAUUAAGCUCAUAUGUUAAUAGAACAAUGUCAUUAGGGCUUGUAGCAUAUGACAGUAGUGAUGAAGGUAGUGAAAACAGUGAUGUUGACGAGCAAAGCCGUCUCACUUCUUCAGAAUCUUCAACAAACCAAAGCAAACUUUCCCAGUCAAAAAUCAACACUGCAUCUGUCAGCACUGCUGGCCUUGGCAGUGUGCGUGAUGGAAGCAGUGGUCAUAGUGGUACACUUGAUAGAGGUACUGCACCAAUUCGAGGUGGAUGUGAGGAGAUCAAUGACAACCGUUCAGUAGCCAGUGGCGAUGGUGGCGGCGGUGUUUUGUCUGGCUUGUCAACGUUAUCGUCUCAUCAUGAAUGCAGGUCAGACCCAACACCAGCUUCAAUGAUAUCGAAGUCACAGCAAUCCAACAAUGGAAAUGAUGAUAUAUCUGAUGAAGAAGACUUUGUUUCCUCAACAACUGGGCCUGUAGGGCAGUUUUCGAAUCCUCUCUCUGGGCACAUAUCAGACGAGGAGGAUGUCGGUCCUGGUCCAGCCAAGUUCUCCAUCCUAGCAGGUUUACCAGCUCCAAAGAAUCAACUGUCAGAAGAUGUUGAUAUUUCGUUCUUUACGACUACAACAAGACCGAGGACAGCGGUAAAGACAAUACAAGAGACCACAGAAAGCUCUGCAACACUGCUGUCACUGGUGUCAGAAUUGCCUGCACCGAAAGCCAGUUCUGCAGUAACUCUAUCUGGAUAUGAAGAGGAAGACGAAGUUGAAGAAGAGUACAAAAAAAAGCCAGUCAAGGCAGAGAUUCCACUUCCAGUCCCAAAGAAAAGACAACCCGUCAAGAUAACAGUGCCAUCAUUAGCAGAGCUUGAUUCUGAUGAUGACGAUGGACCAAGGAAAAAGAAAGCAAGACCAGCUGGAGGGGGUCUUAGCGGAUUGCUGUCUAUGCUGCCCACUCCAAAACAAAUUGUGGUCAAAGAAAAAGGCAGGGCGCUGAUACCUCAUACUCUGACUAAAAGGCCAACACCAAAAGCUAGCAUUGCUAAACCACGAUCCACCGUUACACCUUCAACUUCUGCACAAGCAAAGAGGUUGCCAGGAGUACCUGAUCAUGCUGCCAGUGACAGUGAUGAAGACAGUGACUCUGUUAAAUUCUUCUCUUUUGGUGGUGAUGAACCUACAAGUACAGCUUCUACAAGCACAGACUUUCCUGAUGUUGUAAUGCGGACUAAUCCAAAGAGUUACCCCCAGGUCUCACUGAAACCUGUUUCAUUUUCUGGUGCUAAACCUGAUUCUACUUCUCCUAGUUCAACAGCCUCAUUUUUGUCACAUAUGGAUACAAAAGAAACGACUGUUUCUAGUUCUAUGGACAUAACAGCAUGUGAUAAUCUAACUGGACUUAGAGGACCCUAUAGUUCAGGAGCUGGUCAAUCAUCGGACUAUAGCCAGUUUGCGACUGGAAGUUAUUACAGUGAAGGAUAUGGCCAGCAUUCUGAAGCAGCAGCAGGAUUUUCAGGAGAGACUGCCGAGCACUAUGACAACAGUGGAUUAUAUCAACCAAGUGUAAAUCAGAUGGAGCAGAUGACAAGUGAUGAACAGUUCCAGAGAAUGGUUGGUAAGAAGUUCCGCGGUGAAGCUAUGCAUAUUGUUGAUGUCAAUGCGGAUGAUCAGAUGAGUAAGGAAGACCUCACCAAACACCUCACAGAAGAAGUUGCAGGAUUCUCGUACAGUAAAAAGAAAAAUAAGGACAUGCCAUCAUCAGUGCAGAAGAGGAAACACCAGAUCACUUAUCUGGCUUUCCAGGCUAAGGAGAGGGAAUUAGAAUUGAAGAACCAGUGGGCUCAGAACAGGCAGACAAAGCGCCAGACUCAAUCCAAAUAUGGAUUUUAACACUGGGCGAUCUUCAAAAUAGGCACUUGAAUUCUUCCUGAACAGGACUCAAGAACUUGCAUGUGCUCAUACACUACUGGACUAUUUGUGACACUUCUGAAGUGAUCUUGUACAAUGCUGCAGACUGAUGAACUGUUAUUAUAUGUGCU